This is a messenger RNA of Oncorhynchus keta (chum salmon), 2064 nucleotides long. RefSeq lists its product as uncharacterized. Bases 1 to 2064 code for a protein of 687 amino acids. The record is from RefSeq and is a predicted model, not a curated record. Lineage: Eukaryota; Metazoa; Chordata; Actinopteri; Salmoniformes; Salmonidae. The transcript has 2 exons.
AUGUGUACCUUAUGUAGCGCAUUACGUAGACAAGACAACACUAGGGACAACACCAGGAACAACACCAGGGACAACACUAGGGACAACACCAGGAACAACACCAGGGACAACACUAGGGACAACACUAGGGACAACACCAAGGACAACACUAGGGACAACACUAGGGACAACACUAGGGACAACACUAGGGACAACACCAGGAACAACACUAGGGACAACACUAGGGACAACACUAGAGACAACACCAGGAACAACACUAGGGACAACACUAGGGACAACACUAGGGACAACACUAGGGACAACACUAGGGACAACACUAGGGACAACACUAGGGACAACACUAGGGACAACACUAGAGACAACACUAGGGACAACACUAGGGACAACACUAGGGACAACACUAGGGACAACACUAGGGACAACACUAGGGACAACACCAAGGACAACACUAGGGACAACACUAGGGACAACACUAGGGACAACACUAGAGACAACACUAGGGACAACACUAGGGACAACACUAGGGACAACACCAGGGACAACACCAGCGACAACACUAGGGACAACACUAGGGACAACACUAGGGACAACACUAGGGACAACACCAAGGACAACACUAGGGACAACACUAGGGACAACACUAGGGACAACACUAGGGACAACACCAGGAACAACACUAGGGACAACACUAGGGACAACACUAGGGACAACACUAGGGACAACACUAGGGACAACACCAAGGACAACACUAGGGACAACACUAGGGACAACACUAGGGACAACACUAGAGACAACACUAGGGACAACACUAGGGACAACACUAGGGACAACACCAGGGACAACACCAGCGACAACACUAGGGACAACACUAGGGACAACACCAAGGACAACACUAGGGACAACACUAGGGACAACACUAGGGACAACACUAGGGACAACACCAAGGACAACACUAGGGACAACACCAGGAACAACACUAGGGACAACACUAGGGACAACACUAGGGACAACACUAGGGACAACACUAGGGACAACACCAAGGACAACACUAGGGACAACACUAGGGACAACACUAGGGACAACACUAGAGACAACACUAGGGACAACACUAGGGACAACACUAGGGACAACACUAGGGACAACACUAGGGACAAUACUAGGGACAACACUAGGGACAAGACAACACCAAGACAACCCCAGGGACAACACCAAGACAACACUAGGGACAACACCAAGGACAACACUAGGGACAACACUAGGGACAACACUAGGGACAACACUAGGGACAACACUAGGGACAACACCAAGGACAACACUAGGGACAACACUAGGGACAACACUAGGGACAACACUAGAGACAACACUAGGGACAACACUAGGGACAACACUAGGGACAACACUAGGGACAACACUAGGGACAAUACUAGGGACAACACUAGGGACAAGACAACACCAAGACAACCCCAGGGACACGACAACACCAGGGAAAACACCAAGACAACACCAGGGACAACACCAGGGACACGACAACACCAGGGACACGACAACACCAAGACAACACCAGGGACAAGACAACACCAGGGACAACACCAGGGACAACACCAGGGACAAGACAACACCAGGGACAACACCAGGGACAAGACAACACCAGGGACAAGACCACACCAGGGACAACACCAGGGACAAGACAACACCAGGGACAAGACAACACCAGGGACAAGACCAGGGACCCCCUCAUCUGUCACAGAGACAACCAGCUCCUCCUUAACACCAGGGACCCCCUCAUCUGUCACAGAGAUAACCAGCUCCUCCUUAACGCCAGGGACCCCCUCAACUGUCACAGAGACAACCAGCUCCUCCAUAAAACCAGAGACCCCCUCAUCUGUCACAGAGAUAACCAGCUCCUCCUUAACACCAGGGACCCCCUCAUCUGUCACAGAGAUAACCAGCUCCUCCUUAACGCCAGGGACCCCCUCAUCUGUCACAGAGAUAACCAGCUCCUCCUUAACACCAAGGAUCUGUCGGACACGGGACUCCAGUUACCACCCAGGGGUCUCCAGAUAG